AUGACGGGUGCGGUUGCCCCAGAAGCCGUUGACGCAGACCUGCAAGCGGAGGCACUGAGGCGCUUCAAUCCGUUAGUGUUCACGUUUUCUGUGCCGACUCCAAGGAAUGUGUGUCUCCCCAAAAUUGUCGAUGCAAUGACACGCGACCCCGCAUUCGCGGGGAAACUGCACGUGCUGGAUCGGCGCUCCGCCAGCAUCCCGGCGCAGGAGCCGCGGGGCCGACAGAGCGACCGGCGGAUUAAGCCCGUCGACAGCGCCAAGAGUGUCGCGGCGCUCCUCUACGAGGACUACGUGCGCAUCGCAGUGGACCGCGAGGUGAAGCGGCGCGAAGAGGAAUGCGCACGUGAGGCGAGGUACCGCGCCAUCGUCGCCCUCUAUGUCGAGGAUGGCCUCAGCGAUGCGGAGGCAGCGGAGGCGGCGAAGCAGGAGUUGGAGGAGGCCGCCGCGGAGGCCGCGUCGAGCGAGGAGGGCGACGGCCGCGAGCGGCUGUACGUGUACCUCCCCACGUACCCCACCACAGUGGAAGAGGUCACGGAGCUGCACAACUGUGGGCUGUGCCUCCACGCGGUUGUGUCGCUGACGAGCCGUGUCGUGCUCAGUGGUUCUGCCGCCGCUGAGAGCCCGCUGCAUGUGGCUGAGGUGACCAAGGGGAAGGGGAAGAAAGACACAAAGAAGUCGUUGCAGAAGGAAAGAAAUGCACAAGAUGAAGAUAAGAUGCGUCUGUCACUGGAAGCUGAACUGCAGCAGUACCUGGCGGGGGCGAAGCAACCGCUGCCCUAUCUGAAGGACAUUUGCGUCCACUUGUACGAUGUCCCAACUGAGGCGUUGCCCGCUGUUCCAAAAGCGAAUACCACUGGGGAUGCGGCAGCAGCAGCAGCGUCUGCAGCGGUACCAGCUGUGGUUUACCGUUUGAAGGGUACUGAAGAUGCGGUUUUUGGAGCAGUGAUGGACGCUGUUGUUAUGCUCGAGGAGCUCUACGCUGGAUUCUGUGAGUGGAAACGUACGCGCGUUGAGGUAAUAGUCCCUCCGUACUUUCCGCUUAGUUAUCCACAAGCCGGAGAGGUGGUGGCAUCGCCGGUGGAAGAGAGAGGACGAAAGAGGUCUGUCAGCAACAAGAAGAAGACCUCACCUGCCCCUGUAGCCUCCACGGGGAGUGCUGAACCUAUUCCGGUUGUUCAUGCCGAUCCCAAGCAAAUGAAGGAUGUCGUUGUGCACCGAGCCGUGUUCGAUGCAACACUAGGGGAGGGGAAGUUGAGCUCGUUUGACAGACGCACCUUCCGCACAGCAUGUGCUUUGCAGAUUGCGGCUACGCUCUCCAUGCCGAUGCCUCAUCUGUUAGAGCCUUAUCUCACUGCGGCGAAGCGAGAAAGACAACAAAUGCUAGAAAACAAAGAGUACGCUACUGCAUUCGUAAAUUAUAUUUUUGAUGUUGCUUUGCAAGGGGAGAGUUCUGCGUACUUAAAGCGCCUUUCGGGCUCUGAUGAAAGGGAGGCAGUAGACGACCCUUUCUCAACUGUCGUGUCAUCAGCGGCUUUGACGACACGAAAGAUGUCAACAUUACCAUUGGAUGAAGAAUCAACUGGCGCUUCUUUUCCAGCUGCAGCCGAAACCACGGAUGAUAUUGCGUCAAUAGACGCUAGGGAAGCCGUCUCCUCUCUUCUUUGUGAAUGCUUCGGUGUUGAGGCGGAGCAAGCAGAGAAAUUGGUGGCUGACAUGACCACACUUGGCGUGGUUAGCUUGGGGAGACGGAAGGAAAUUGAACAGUGCUUGAAGAUAAAUAAGUCCUACAGCUGGCGAACUGCGCAUACAAGCGUGGGAUCUUGCGACGUUGAGGUGCUAUACCGCGGCGACGGCACACCGCGCACGCAGAGUUCCGUGUACGCCUUCCGCGGCUCAACGAGCUUCGCGGAUUAUGUGGAGUGGCACAAGCACUGUGCCAGCGAGGCGCUCUACUACAACCCGCCACCGCCGGACAGCGAUGAGGAUGAACCCAAUGAAGAAGAAGAAGAGGAAGAAGAAGAAGAAGAGGAAGAUGAGGAAGAGAAUGGACCAGGGAACGAAGGAAUGGAGGUUCCUAAAGCCAAACGAUCGAAAAAAAUAAAGAAUGUUGAGGAGCCUCCUCCAGUGGAUGUUGUGGAAGUGGCUGAUGCAUCGCUGCGCCGCCGCCGCGCGUAUGAGGACACAUUGCGGCGGCUCCGUUGUGGCGAAAAUUUUGUUCAGGAGUUGAUUGUGUCGGGAGCUGGAGCUCAUUGUGCGACACAGGAGGUGCAGUGGAUGUUUACCGAUGAUGGUUCCACUAUUGAGGUUCAACGCGCUGUGGGAAACACAGAACAGGUUCACUGCAGUGUCGCUGCUCCGGGGGGUGUGACGUUUGGUUUUCUGACGCUGAAUGUCCCGGCGACAGAGGAGGUGCCCUCCGUGAUAUCAAGUGGGGUGCGCUCCUUUCUCUGCGUUGAUGAAGCGGUGCGGUUCUUCUUCGAGGUCGUGGCAGACAACACCGGUGCGGUGGAGCGUGCAGCGUACAAUAAGGCAUUGGAGGUUGCCAAGCUAGAGGCGAAGGCGCAGUACGACGCACUUGAGCAGGCCAAGGCGCCGAGAGGCUCGAAGGAAAAGGCACCGCCGCCGACACUAGCCGCGCUGGAGGAGGCGCUCAUCUCGCAGAUUCCUGUUCCGAGCGAGCGGGAAAAAUUACCCCCGCAGACGGUUACGAGGGCCUUACUGAGGGAUAGCACAGCUAUCACUUUUGAUGCUGAAAAGAAGUGCAUGCAUCUAGCUGUUGUUAGAAGCGUUCUUCAUUCCACACUGGUUGACCUGGUGGUGGAUGUGUGGGAGGGUAACGGCCUUCGAACUCUUCGUGUUCACUACAUUGAGGCAGUGACUUUGUACUCCGAUGGUUGUGCAGUGGUAAACUCACCAGAGUUGGACGGAUACCGUGUUUCCAUGGACGUGUUCGGAAAUUACGUGACUGUAAACGCAGAAGGCAUAAUGCUUCGUGUCAGUGCAUCAGGUAAGCGCCUGGUGGUUAGAACAGAUGGUGGAAAGGAGUCAUUGGAGCCGUUGCUUGUUGCUACAAAAGUUGACCCGAUCACUGGUAAGCAACUGGUGGUGCGCCAGGACGGGAUACAGGUUAUGUGGGGGACCCGGCAGCAGCACGAAGGCGUCGUGUACGGCUCGGGGUGCUCCUGCACCGGUACAGAGGAUGGGUUCACAUGGCACUUCGCAGGCUUCCCAGAUCUUCAUGUGAAUUCCGAGGCAGGGCGUAUAGGCUUUGUUGUUGACCGCGUGGAAACUGUCAUGGAUGUUGUGGGGCAGGUGCUGCAAGUGAUGCACAGCCAAAAUGGUGGCGAGGCCACAUUGGACUGGAAAAAGCAUACACUGCAUGUGCGACCCAUGCAUGACGGGAAUGUUUACACAGCUGACUGUGCCUUUGGUGGCCUUGUUGGCUCUGCUCAGUCCACUGAAUACUGCGUCUCGCCUUUUGGGCGUUGUGGGGAGGUGCGAGAAGAUGUCUUCAAGAAGAAAGAGGUCCUCAGCGAGAGGUUUCUGCAAUGCUACGAAGAGACUGGAGGGAAGUUUGACGAUGCAGCACUGCACAGGGCCCACUUGUCUGUAUCGCCCUCUGUGAUCAGUGGGGAUUCUCUUCGUCGUGCAAAUCCGCCAUUUAUAAGUGAGACAGCCUCAAGCUGUACACGGUAUGCCGAGCGAGAAAUUGACAGUCUACUAGGCCCGGGCAUUCAAAAAAACAGAGACCUGCUUCGAGGUGUGGUUAGGAAACGUGGGGGAAGUAACGAAGAGGGAGUUUUGCUCUUCAUGAACCCAUGGCUCUUAAGUGUGCUAUUGCAUCGCCUGAAGAAGAACAUCGACCCGGCGUACUCGCGACCGCUUCUGGGCGCUUCUUUUGCUAACGGAAUUGUUCAAGAGCACAUCCUCUUUCUUCAGCCAUCUUGCGAAGAAACAGUGAAAACGUAUAGUACCGUAAUCCCUCUGGCAGCAUCACUUCGAGAGUUCGCUCUUAUACCCCGCUUGAGGAGCGCAAAACAAUUGCAAGUGGAGAAGGCAACUAGUGCGGUUCACCUCAUUACGGCGAAGCCUGAUGCACCCUUGGAGGCGUCAGCUCUCGCAGAUUUGUUGCGCAACGAACGUCUUCUUUCUUAUGAAGAUCAAGCGUGGUUGGAGGUGAUGCGGACACUACCCCCUGCUUCUGCUGCUGAAGUUGCUUUAAGAGCAACAGCAGAAUCAGAGACUGUGGUUCAAUCCGUGCCUGAAAAACAAGGCAUUAAGUCAUCUCGAAAUAACAGUGCUUCUGAGGCGAAGGUCGAGCGCACCCUGUCAGAAUGUAGGAAACCGCAAAGAACGCAGCGCUCCAGUUUCAAUUAUUGGCACUCUACAGGUUUAAUCGUUGCAGCGGAGAGCAAUGAGGCUGCAUUGAAGGUGAACAAUGACGACACAGCUGUCAAUUGUUCUGGAGCAGAUGGCGAUGUGAAGACGACUGCAGUCGCGGCUGAGGCACCUCCGGCGACCGAGGUUGUGCAUAUCGACGGGAAGGGUGGUGGUGUACCGUUUAUGCAUUCCUUCGUGAAGAGGGAGAUGCCGUCACAGGAGCGUCACUUUCUCCCUUCACUAUCGGUAUCACCGUUGACAGUUUCGUUUGGACGGGUUAUGAGAGGUUACCGCUACGCUGUUCCUCUGACACUGUUGAAUACUUCUACAGUUCCAUGUCGCUAUCGCAUCACACUUUCUCCAGGUAAUAAGACGCUGUUGCGCGUUCACUACCCGCGGCACUUCUUGGCGGCGGGUCUUUCCACUACGGCACAGGUGGAGCUAUCAGGGACGCAGACGCUUGGAGCGAUGUCGGUGGACCUCACUGUUGCGCACGAGGGCGGCACCACCAUUGUUACAGUAGACUUUGAAACUUUAGAGGAGGCGGACGUCUUGCCACCUACCGCACAUGAUGGUGGGGCAGUGCUGCUGGGCCCCACAUUGGUGAAUUCGUUUGUCCCGGGGACGACUCGCCGCCCACCGCCUCACCUUGUCCGAAGCAAAACAGAGGAGGGUACAGACGGCGCUGAGGCCGUUGUGGAGCCGAUGUAA
This is a messenger RNA of Trypanosoma grayi, 5091 nucleotides long. RefSeq lists its product as hypothetical. The transcript has a single exon. NCBI's taxonomy places the organism in Eukaryota, Euglenozoa, Kinetoplastea, Trypanosomatida, Trypanosomatidae. The record is from RefSeq and is a predicted model, not a curated record. The coding region runs from base 1 to 5091 and encodes 1696 amino acids.